AUGGCUGCCGUCACAAACUCCCAAAAGCCUCGCUCCCUCCUCAAGCAGCCAACUCCUGCCGCACAUGCUCAGAAGGUCGGGCCUGCUCUCGAUCAUGGAACAGGCCUCAAGCGGUUUCUCCGAAAACCCAAUGUGGCAGAAGCGAGUGAGCAGUUUGGGCAGUUGGCCAAGGAGCUGAGGCAGGAGGAGUGCCUGCAGUAUGCCGGCUUCUGUAAGCUCGCCGUCGCACGGUGCGAGCAGACACUGUUCAAUGCGGCCGGGGAGGCCCUGGCUCUGACUGAUGCCGCCCGACUCUUCCUGCAGGCCGAGAAGGAGACACAGAGACUCCAGUGCCCAGGCUUCGAGGAGCACCUACAGGCCUCCACCAACUGCUACAGCUUUGCCAUAAAGGUCUACAUUGAGUUGAACCAGCCAGUCAUGGCAGCAAGUCUGUGCUUAGAGCUCGGAAAUGCGCUGAAGGAGAUGAAUAAGCCAGCCGAAGCCUCCGUGCAUUUUCAGCGGGCCGCUGAGCUGCAGUCCCAGGUUCCCAUUGAGUGUCUCCUGUCCCUCGGAAAAGUGGCGACCUGCAAAAUAAUUACCCGCGAUUACGAUGGAGCUCUGGCUGUUUUCACAGAAAUGCAGCUCCUGGCUCAGGAGAAAGGAUUACAGGUGCUGGGUACCUGUACCCCUGUAGGUGCGUUUAUGGACGUUAUCGCUCGGUGUGAGGUCUCCCGAGUCCUCCUGCUGAUGCUGCUCCAGCCCCCACCACAGAAACUACUGCCAGAGCACGCUCAGACCCUGGAGAAAUAUGACUGGGAAUCGUUUGACAGCCAUAGCCAAGAUGGCCUGUCAGGAGAAGGAUCUCGAGUCCUUAAAGGUUCUGCAGGUGGAGCUCUGGCCGCUGUUGACCCCCGAGCAGAACCACCUGCUGCACCUGGUACUACAGGAGGUCCUGGCACCCUCAGGCCGAGGUGUGUGAGAUCCCACCCACGUGCCCCCCGCCACCGAGAUCUCCUAACUGCCGUCAAGUGAUUGGGGUGUUGUCUGUACUGUCGAGUGCUCCCUGACCGUCCUGCUGGGGAGCUGGGAUUUAAAAUGUAUUUAAUAAAGGUAACACUGACAUGA
Messenger RNA from Chiloscyllium plagiosum (whitespotted bambooshark), 1104 nucleotides. NCBI's taxonomy places the organism in Eukaryota, Metazoa, Chordata, Chondrichthyes, Orectolobiformes, Hemiscylliidae. The record is from RefSeq and is a predicted model, not a curated record.